ACCAACUCAAAUCUCAAUAUUUAUUCCACUCACUUCAGAUGCUUUAAAUUAUACAAAAUUAUUCAAAUACAAAAUUGCAAAUUUGAAGGAUCAAAAUUUGAAAUCAAAAUCUCCAUUAUUAAAUAACUCAAUUUAUGAAAAUUCUUAUUUGAUGAAUACAUCUACAAUCUGGUAUAAAGAAACUAUAAAUAAGUUUAUAAAAACUGGAGCUUUAAAUAGGAUCAUGUAUAUUCUUAUUGGCAUGACCUCUAUAGUUCUUUUAUAUUUUCUUAUCAAAGCUAUCAGAAUAAAAAAGCAAAAAGUUAAAAAAUAUGGCAUAUUAAAUGGUGGUGAUCUUGAUUAUGAUGAGGAAUGGGGUGAUAAUUGGCUUAGAAGUGAUGAUAAUUCUCUCAAAAAACAUUAUGAAAAUGAUGAUAAUGAUUUAAACAGUAAAAAUCAAAACAAAAGUAAAUCACAUCUUUUUGUUAAAACCAAACCUUCCAAUAAUAAGCGAUCUGAAUAUUCAUUGCUCAAUAAUAAAUGGGAAAUGACACCACUAGACAAAUUUGAUCCUGAUAUGCCUGUUAGUGAAGAUGAUGAUGGAAGUGAUUUGGAUUUAUUUAAAGCUUCUCCUGCAAAAUCAAUUAUAAAAAAUGGGAAACUUGAAAACCAAGAAAGCAACAAUGUUGCAACUAAACAAACAUCUUAUAAAAGUACCACCAAUGCUAUUAAUUUUAAAUGAUGUUGGAUUAAAUUAUAUCAGUAAGUAAUUAAUAUAAGUGAUCAUCCUAAAUCUGUAAUAUCAUUUUGUAAAAAUUAUUUUUUUAAAAAUAUUAUUGCAUUUUUGUAUUUGGUGCAAUAUGGACAUAAUUUUUUUAUUUUUUGUUAUACUCCAAUUAUAUAAUGGAUAAUUAAAUAUUUAUAGCAAUUAAAUUUUACAUGUUACUUUUUUUCUGUUAAUAUUAGUGUUGUUAAACAGCUCAUUUUCAGCUUUUUAAAAAUGGCUAACUCAAUAAUUUAUUUGGAAAAAUAUUAUGCAAGCCUUAAGAUUUUACUCAUAGGUGGCACACAGGUUUGAACAUCUAUUAACAAAAUCUCGAGGCUUAGACAAUAUUUUUCUGACUAAAAUAUUGAGUUAGCCAUUUUUACACUGUAAAAUUAUUAUAUUAUAUUUUAAAAUAAAACAUUAAAAUGUAUUUAAGGUUUAUAAUUGUUUAUAUAUUGCAUCUUCUUUCUUUUCCAAAAAAUCUGAGAUAUAAUUAUUUUAAUUGCAUUCUAAAAUUAUCUUCUUUUUUGUCUUAUUUUUCUUUAUACAACUCAUUUAUA
Molecule: messenger RNA, 1305 nt
Organism: Gordionus sp. m RMFG-2023
Lineage: Eukaryota; Metazoa; Nematomorpha; Gordioida; Chordodea; Parachordodidae
Exons: 2
Coding region: 152-721 (189 amino acids)
Source: RefSeq, a predicted model, not a curated record